CUGUAAAGAAGCGGUGGAUGCGGCGCUUGGUUGAUGCUGCCUGCCUUCGCAGGAUGGUUCAGGCAGAUGCAGUCGAGCGCCUUCUCCCCCAUCGGGGAGCUUGGUCUCCCCUUCAGCUUUUCCGCGUUUCCAUGGUAACAGUAAGCUCUGAACGGCGAAGGUCAAGUGCUGGUCCUUGGGGAGUUCGCGGGAUUAGAUAAUUUGGUUAUCGAUUUUGGAGAUGCUAGAUGGCCUCAAAUGAAGAUGCCAUUGCUUGGUACCAAAAAAAGAUUGGAGCCUAUGAUCAGCAGAUAUGGGAAAAGUCCAUAGAACAGACUGAGAUGAAGGGCUUCAAAAACAAACCCAAAAAGAAAGGCCGCAUACAACCUGAUCUUAUAGAUGUUGAUUUAAUCAGAGGUUCCACAUUUGCCAAAGCUAAACCUGAAAUCCCUUGGACAUCUCUUACAAGGAAAGGGCUUGUGCGGGUCCUUUUCUUCCCAUUUUUUAGUCAUUGGUGGAUACAAGUGACCUCCAGGCGUAUUUUUACAUGGCUGCUAGUGCUCUACCUCUUACAAGUUUUAGCAAUUGUGCUGUACUACAUGAUGCCAGUUGUGAGUGCAAGUGAAAUUAUGGGACCAUUGUGCCUUAUGCUACUGAUGGGGACUGUACACUGUCAAAUAGUAUCUGCUCAGUUAACUAAACCCUCAGGAAUUGAUGGGAGCAGUAUUGGCCGGAGAAGGAGAAAAAUACGCAAAUUUGCAGGAGGUGAUGGCAGUGUUCCAUACUCUUCCUUUGACGAGAUCAGCAGAGCAGAGGAGCCGUCAGAGUUUUCAUCCAGGCUCAGCAGCUUCUUUGACUCAGUAUUGCGCAGAAGGAGCAGGGAGGGAAUGAAAAGGGGAAAACGAGUAGCAGAUAAAGGGACUGAAAUGGAACAUAGUGGUGGUACGAAGCGCAGGCUGUCCAGAUCUGAGCAUAGUUUGCAGCGGUCCAAGGAGCCUGGAGUGCUAUUAUCAAGUGUAGAAAAACCCAUGGUUAAUGCCAGGCGCUCUGGGGUUUCUGAAGAGCUGUCAAGUGAGGAGGAUGCAGAUGCCGUGAGUCAGAGAAUUUUGUUGCGCAGAAGUGUAGAAGGUGCCCUUAGUGUCAAUAACAGUGAAAAUCAGAGCAGGAAGUCUUCUGUUGCUGUUCCUUCUGCUUCUGCUUCUCCAAACCAAUCAGUAUCACAGGUCCAAGAGGUUGUGAAAUCAAUGCAAGAUUCUGACAGCAUAGAGGAAUUGGAACCCGACAUAACAGUUCUUCAUGAGGAGUCCAGAUCCUAUCAUAGCAGUGGAUCUCGGAGUGGCAGUGUAUCCCGUAGAGACUCAGAAAGCACCCGCCAUGACUCUGAGACAGAGGAUAUGCUGUGGGAUGACUUGCUUCAUGGCCCCGAGUGCCGCUCCUCCUACACCAGUGACAGUGAGGAAGCGAAAGGAAAAGAAGCAAAGGGCAGCAAACGUGAUCUGAAGGAGGAUGUUUUCCAGCAGAACCACUUGUUCUGGCUGCAGAACACAAGCCCUGCCUCUACCAAAGUGAGUGCUGUCAUCUGGGAGGGGAAUGAGUGCAAGAAGGUGGACAUGUCUGUUCUGGAGAUCAGUGGAGUCGUCAUGAGCAGGGUCAAUGCCUAUCAACAAGGAGCUGGUUAUCAGUGGCUGGGAAAUAUUGUUACCAUUGGCUUAGCUUUCCUUCCAUUCCUCUAUCGACUCUUCCACUCAAAGACCCUGGAGCAGUUAUGGUCCCUUUCUGUAAAAGAAGUUUUUUAUAUCUUUUGUGGGGCUCCCACGAUUCCCCCUGUUGUUAUGCUUGCUAUGAUCAUCUUCCUUGAGCGCCUGUGCCUCACUUGGAUGUUUUUCUUCAUGAUGUGUGUUGCUGAGAGAACAUAUAAACAGCGAUUUUUGUUUGCCAAACUUUUUAGCCAUAUCACUUCUGCUCGGAAGGCAAGGAAGUAUGAAAUCCCUCACUUCAGACUCAAGAAAGUGGAAAACAUUAAGAUCUGGUUAUCGCUCCGCUCCUACCUGAAGAGGCGAGGCCCACAGCGAUCUGUUGAUGUGGUUGUGUCCUCCAUCUUCUUACUGGCCCUUUCCAUUGCUUUCAUCUGCUGUGCACAGGUUUUAAAAGGUCACAAGACCUUCUUGAAUGCUGCUUACAACUGGGAAUUCCUAAUUUGGGAAACAGCCCUGCUUCUCUUCUUGUUGCGUUUGGCAUCCCUGGGCUCUGAAACCAACAAGAAAUAUAGUAAUAUUUCAAUUCUGCUUACUGAGCAGAUAAACUUGUAUCUUAAGAUGGAGAAGAAGCCAAACAAGAAAGAACAGCUCACACUCGUGAAUAAUGUCCUAAAGCUUUCUACCAAACUCCUGAAAGAGUUAGAUACACCAUUUAGACUGUAUGGCCUAACAAUGAAUCCUUUAAUCUACAACAUUACUCGUGUGGUGAUCCUGUCUGCAGUCUCUGGUGUUAUAAGUGAUCUACUGGGAUUCAAUAUUAGAUUAUGGAAAAUCAAACCAUGACUUGAAGAAGAAAGAAAGUAAGGGCUCUUGCUGCAGGCACAAGAAUUGUCAGCAGUCCUACACAGACUUGAUGUGGCAGUUGAAGGUGCUUCUCUAAUUGCAGUAGUCCUCACAUCAACAAACCUGCUCAUACAGUCUGUCAAGACUUCAGAAUAAAUGAAUUUUAUUUUCAUUGGGGCCAUGAGUUGAAGAGAUGGUUAAAUAGUACUAAACAAACUAAUUAAAAUGAAGUUAUAUUAAUGGAACGAACCUGCAGCUCCCAUGGAGUACAGUAGUGUGAAAUUAGCGGUAUGAAAUUAUAUAACAGAACUUUGUUGCAUGAACAAAAGAACAGAAAUAAGCUGGUCUUGCUGUUAGUCAUUUGCAACUUUAAAAGAACUUAAUGCAUAUUACAAACAGGUUAAAUAGCAUGUUUUUAAAAUGAGGUGGCUGAGCAUAGUGCUCUGUUUGACAGGUGCUUGUUUCUGGCAGAAUCACCUUCUUUUGGUAGGAUGUUCUUGACCUACUUUAGUUAAAAAUUUUCAAAGUGCCUCUGAUAAAAUUUUCUUGACUGGUACUAGGCUUAGCAGCAGAAGCUGUUGUAGGCCUUGCCCAUUGAUGCUGCUUGAGAAGAGAAAGAAAUGAAAAUUCUGUCCCCAGAAGAUGAAUAUAUCGUCCUCCGGCAUUCAGCAGUUGCUUAGGAAUGCACAAACCACUCCAGAAGGUGGUUUAGAAUAGGCCUGCCACACCCACCAGGACAGAUGAUAGUUUUUAUAUAAUUAGCAUUUUCCCACUAACUCAUUAUGUGAAUUCAGACUGAUCUGAACAAGCAAAGCAGUCUCUCCAUGAGAGAAUACAGCAAUGUUUAUAUGCUUCCAGAGAGAGAGCAGAUAGCAAAUGUUUUACAGUAUUUAAGAGGCUAUUAGACAGCCAAAUUUCUGCUGGGAUAUUGCUGGCAUUGAGCUCUGUGGAAACUGGGUUGGGCCUGAAGAUUUUCCCACUGCAGGGGACUGUUGAUAAAGAACUUUGCACACAAUCCUUCCCUAGUAUUAGGGGCUGUGAAAUGGUUCACACAGGAAAAUUUCAUAUAGCUGUAUUCCAGAUUUUCACAUAGUAUACCUAGAUGUUACCAAAUAUUUAGAACACACAGCAGCUUCUGAAUGUACAGGUAGCAAAUCUAUAUUUGUAUGGUUUUCUACUUGUGAUACUAUAAAUUUAUUCCUAAAUCCACAUAAACAUGGAUGAAAUAGCUCUAAAAGGGCUUGCCAAACAUCACUGAGUAGUUGACCGCUAUCCCUAGUAUGUAUGCAGUAGUUUUUAAAUAGGCAUUGCCGCCACAAUCUCAAAACAGGAUACAAUACUUUACUAGUAGAUAAACAGCUUUGUAUAUACUGUUUAAAUAUUGUCCUACAAUAUUCUUCAAGUCCAACUAAAUGGUAGUAAU
Molecule: messenger RNA, 3942 nt
Organism: Rhineura floridana
Lineage: Eukaryota; Metazoa; Chordata; Lepidosauria; Squamata; Rhineuridae
Gene: PHTF1
Product: putative homeodomain transcription factor 1
Exons: 19
Coding region: 228-2519 (763 amino acids)
Cellular component (GO): endoplasmic reticulum
Source: RefSeq, a predicted model, not a curated record